CCGCCGGAGCCUUUGCCAGGGGAUGAGGUGGGAGGCGCUAGAAACCACUUAGCUACAGCCAACCGCUCAAUGCAGCACUCGCGAGCUCCCCCCGCCAGCGGAAGCGUCCGCGGAGCACAAUGCAGCACUGAGGCAGCGCCGCGGUGGAGGCUGCAGCGCCACGGCCGCUGCAGCAUCGGCCGGGGCUGGGAGGGGGCGGCCCAGGCGAGCCGGGGGACUCUGCGCGAGGGAGCCGGACCAGCUGCCCGGGCAUGAGCAGCUGAGUGUCUCCAGCGAGGCGGGCUGACGGCAGCACCAUGCAGGCGGCAGCGGCUGCGUCGGUGCCCUUCUUGCUGCUCUGCGCCCUGGGGACCUGCCCCCCGGCGCGCUGCGGCCGGGCAGGAGACGCCUCGUUGACGGAGCUAGAGAGGAGGAACGAAAACCGCUUCCUGGAGCGCCAGAGCAUCGUGCCACUCAGGCUCAUCUACCGCUCCGGCGGCGAAGACGAAACGGGGCAUGACGCGCUCGACACGCGGGUGCGAGGCGACCCCGGCGGCGGACAGUUGACUCAUGUUGAUCAGGCAAGCUUCCAGGUUGAUGCCUUUGGAACAUCGUUUAUUCUCGAUGUCGUGCUAAACCAUGAUUUGCUGUCCUCUGAAUAUGUAGAGAGACACAUUGAACAUGGAGGGAAGACUGUGGAAGUUAAAGGAGGAGAACACUGUUACUACCAGGGCCAGAUCCGAGGAAACCCGGCCUCAUUUGUUGCAUUGUCAACAUGCCAUGGACUUCAUGGGAUGUUCUACGAUGGGAACCAUACGUAUCUCAUUGAGCCAGAAGAAAAUGAUACCUUCCAAGAGGAUUUCCAUUUUCAUUUGGUUUAUAAAUCCAGACUGUUUGAAUUUCCAUUGGAUGAUCUUCCAUCUGAAUUCCAACAAGUAAACAUCACUCCACCAAAAUUUAUUUUGAAGCCAAAACCAAAAAGGAGUAAACGACAGCUUCAUCGGCAUCCUCGGAACGUAGAGGAAGAAACCAAAUAUAUUGAACUAAUGAUUGUAAACGAUCAUCUCAUGUUCAAAAAACAUCGGCUUUCAGUUGUACAUACCAAUACGUAUGCGAAAUCUGUGGUGAACAUGGCAGAUUUAAUAUAUAAAGACCAACUUAAGACAAGGAUAGUAUUGGUUGCCAUGGAAACCUGGGCAGCUGACAACAAGUUUGCCAUAUCUGAAAAUCCACUGAUCACCCUACGUGAGUUUAUGAAAUACAGGAGAGAUUUUAUCAAAGAGAAAAGUGAUGCAGUUCACCUUUUUUCGGGAAGUCAAUUUGAGAGUAGCCGGAGCGGGGCAGCUUAUAUUGGUGGGAUUUGCUCGUUGCUGAAAGGAGGAGGCGUGAAUGAAUUUGGGAAAACUGAUUUAAUGGCAGUUACACUUGCCCAGUCAUUAGCCCAUAAUAUUGGUAUUAUCUCAGACAAAAGAAAGCUAGCAAGUGGUGAGUGUAAAUGUGAGGACACGUGGUCUGGAUGCAUAAUGGGAGACACUGGCUAUUAUCUUCCCAAGAAGUUCACCCAGUGUAACAUUGAAGAGUAUCAUGACUUCCUAAAUAGUGGAGGUGGCGCCUGCCUUUUCAACAAACCUUCUAAGCUUCUUGAUCCCCCUGAGUGUGGCAACGGCUUCAUUGAAACUGGAGAGGAGUGUGACUGUGGGACCCCGGCAGAAUGUGUCCUUGAAGGAGCAGAGUGUUGUAAGAAAUGCACCUUGACUCAAGACUCUCAAUGCAGUGAUGGUCUUUGUUGUAAAAAGUGCAAGUUUCAGCCUAUGGGGACUGUGUGCCGAGAAGCAGUAAAUGAUUGUGAUAUUCAUGAAACGUGCUCAGGAAAUUCGAGCCAGUGUGCCCCCAAUAUUCAUAAAAUGGAUGGAUAUUCAUGUGACGGUGUUCAGGGAAUUUGCUUUGGAGGAAGAUGUAAAACCAGGGAUAGACAAUGCAAAUACAUCUGGGGGCAAAAGGUGAUGGCAUCAGACAAAUACUGCUAUGAGAAACUGAAUAUCGAAGGGACCGAGAAGGGAAACUGUGGGAAAGACAAAGACACAUGGAUACAGUGCAACAAACGGGACGUGCUUUGUGGUUACCUUUUAUGUACCAAUAUUGGUAACAUCCCAAGGCUUGGAGAACUUGAUGGUGAAAUCACAUCUACUUUAGUUGUGCAGCAGGGAAGAACUUUAAACUGCAGUGGUGGGCAUGUUAAGCUUGAAGAAGACGUAGAUCUUGGCUAUGUGGAAGAUGGGACACCUUGUGGCCCCCAAAAGAUGUGCUUAGAACACCGGUGUCUUCCUGUGGCUUCUUUCAACUUUAGUACUUGCUUAAGCAAUAAAGAAGGCGCUGUUUGUUCAGGAAAUGGAGUUUGCAGUAAUGAGUUGAAGUGUGUGUGUGAUAGAUACUGGACCGGUGCAGACUGCAGCACUUACUCCCCCCACAGCGAUGAUGCAAAGAAUGGUAUAACUCUGGCUGGCAAUGGUGUUGCUGGUACCAAUAUCAUAAUAGGCAUAAUUGCUGGCACCAUUUUAGUGCUGGCCCUCAUAUUAGGAAUAACUGCAUGGGGUUAUAAAAACUAUCGUGAACAGAGACAGUUACCCCAGGGAGAUUAUGUAAAAAAGCCUGGAGAUGGUGACUCUUUUUAUAGCGACAUUCCUCCUGGAGUCAGCACAAACUCAGCAUCUAGUUCUAAGAAGAGGUCUGCUUUUCUGUCGCAUUUUCAGAUUUCUACCUGUUCCAUCACACAUUAUUCCAUUAGUCAGAACAUUUCAUUAUUUUGCAGCAGGUCAAAUGGACUCUCUCAUUCUUGGAGUGAAAGGAUCCCAGACACAAAACAUAUUUCAGAUAUCUGUGAAAACGGGCGACCUCGAAGUAACUCUUGGCAAGGUAACCUGGGAGGCAACAGAAAGAAAAUCAGAGGCAAAAGAUUUAGACCUCGGUCUAAUUCAACUGAGCUUCUCCGCAACUGUGCCCAUACCAAUAUUCACUGAUAGUGGGGGUCUCACCCUCACUGCAGGCUUUUUCCUCCAGUAACCUGCCAUUGUGGUGUCUUGGUUCCGUUUCAAGGAAAUUAUGAUAACAUCCCUUUCUUCUCAUCACCCGGGGUCCAGCCAUUUCAGAGGGGUCACCCUUCCUUUCCCCAAUGCUGACACAGCCUAGAAGCAUCAGGGGGAAAUUCCCACUGUACCGGAGCAGGAUACUGCUCACAGUGGAAACCACUGCUCAGGGGACGUCAUGGCUGCACUCUAAGCAUUCUCUCAGACUAAUGGAAUUAGUUUCCCUUUUGAAUCUUCCUUCUGAGGACAUUUUUAAAAGGGCAUUUACUUAAACUUGCUCUUUCAUGGAAUCAUUGUCACUAAAUGCAACACUAUUUGUUUUGGAUAAUAGCCACACGUUUUGUUUUUCUUUAACUGGGGAUUUAAGUCCUUUAUAAUAAGGUAAACACCGUGCACUUUAUAAAAAAAUUUGUUUUUCCAUUUAGUAAAGUAUAAGCGAAACCAAGCUUCCUCAGACCUUUAUCUCCCAUCACGGAAUAAAACAUAUCCUUUGCGAUCCUUCUGGACCUUGCCACCUGGUUUAAAAUAACCAUACUUUUUUAACCCACUUAAUUUUUUUGUUUGUUUGUUUGUUUUUUACUGAUGUCUCACUAGUGCUAGCUAUUAUUCCCAGGAUCUCUAUUGCUUCUUUAUGCCUUAAUACUUAAGAAAUCAGAAUAGCAGAUAUUUGUUAACUGCUUGUCAGAGACUUAUGUUAGCUUUUCCAUCAUAUACCCUGCCUUUUUUCAGUCCAGGACAAUAACAUUGCCCUGAAAUUUGGACCUUCCUGCUGAUGGUAUUGUCUUGUAAGUGGCUGGUCAAAGUUUAUUAGAGGGUAUUUUACCGUAGAAACAAUAGAUAGGUUCAGGUGAUACCAUUGCAUGGUCCAGAAUGGCAUCAUAGGACUCCAUCAUGAAUAACUAAUCUGUUAGAGUUUAUCUUGUACAUUCCCAAAGCACUUGGAUGCUUUAGGACUCACUGUGGAUAAACUCUUCUUGGAAUGUUGUUUGAUUUGUUUUGCAUGAGGUCACCUGGUGAGAGCUCCUUAAGCUUAUCUCGGUUGCUCACAAGAGUACAGAUAAAACUGCAAAAUGUUCUUCAGAACUUCCUUUGUGUACUGUUUAGUAUUCUAACAGUAUUUCCUAUAACAAGCAAGGCUUUGAAAACCCCUAACUGAAGGGGGAAAAAAAAAGAUCCAACAUUAUAUUAAAGCUAUGAGUUUAGGACCCAAAGAAUACUUGGUGUUUAGCAAAGCUCAUAACAAUAUUUACUAGAGUAACCAUUUAUUUUUAAAAUAUUUUCUGUAAAAUUCCCACUUAUGUGUUCAAUAUUGUCAUACUACAAAUAGCCCUUGAGAAAUCUUGCCUGUGAGAUAACUACGUUAUAUAUUUAUAAUAUUUAGCAAGCUAUCAUAAGUGAAUCAUCUUUGUGAAGAAGAAAUAUUAACGACUUCCUCAGAUUUUUCAGACUUUUCAGAUUUCACAUUUUACACGACUCAUGUUACCUAAAUGGAGCGAAAUCUGUGAAGCUGAACACCGUCUCACAUUCUUAUACACUUUAUUGUACAGGCACACUAUAUAUAUAUUUUUUUUUUCUUAAAAGGAAUACUAAUACACAGGAUAUCAAGAAUUAUGUUAAUAGAGUUUUUUUUAUAGAUUCCAUAUUUGCUAAUCCCCUUUGCUUCUAAUAUAACAACAUCAACUGUGUGACUUUGUGAGGAGCAGAAUGACCAUGGAAAAACAUAUCUUUUUUGUUUUUUAGAUUAAGAGGUAUUACCAGGUCCAUUAUUUCAACAUUCCUUUUAGUAUCUCAUCAUCCCAGAGGAUGAUGAAACAUUGGGACAUGAAUUAAAAAAUGCACCACAAAUGCAUACUCUGCUAAUUAACAACAUAAAAUGUCCUUGUUUAAUGUAUUGUUUUUCCACUCAAAGCCUUUGCAUCUUCCUCACUGUUGUACA
Molecule: messenger RNA, 4998 nt
Organism: Rhinolophus ferrumequinum (greater horseshoe bat)
Lineage: Eukaryota; Metazoa; Chordata; Mammalia; Chiroptera; Rhinolophidae
Gene: ADAM22
Product: ADAM metallopeptidase domain 22
Exons: 30
Coding region: 297-2996 (899 amino acids)
Biological process (GO): proteolysis
Cellular component (GO): postsynaptic density membrane
Molecular function (GO): metalloendopeptidase activity
Source: RefSeq, a predicted model, not a curated record